AUGUUGAAGCUCGAUAAUUCGGCAUUUUGGUGCCGACUGAGAGCCCGCACUCUGGAACGCCCUGGCUGGCUUACACGUUUCACUUGUGCGCCAAUGGAGUAUAAUGCGGUUAAUGCUAUCGAUGUUCUCAAAGGCGAGGCCUCCGAGAAGCACAACAAUUCCAUGACAAUUUACACAAUGAACGCCGAGACCCGCGAAAAUACUACUGCAGCUUUCUUGAAUACGACUGCAAGUUUCGGUGAAGACUGUCAGAAGCUCCAUGUAGUAUUCUCGUCGGAUACCUCGCGUUCCAUGAUGCUGAUCGAGGUCUUACCCUAA
This is a messenger RNA of Fusarium verticillioides 7600, 318 nucleotides long. RefSeq lists its product as hypothetical. Bases 1 to 318 code for a protein of 105 amino acids. NCBI's taxonomy places the organism in Eukaryota, Fungi, Ascomycota, Sordariomycetes, Hypocreales, Nectriaceae. The record is from RefSeq and is a predicted model, not a curated record. The transcript is spliced from 3 exons.